UGCAGCUGCAACAUCAAAAGACGCCGACGUCGACGCCCAUGCAAAUGCAACACCAGCAGCAGCCGUCCACAUCGAUGUCCACAUUGCAAAAGACGAAAGCGCCGACGCCGCCCUUGACACCACAGAAGCCAAUGUUGCAGCAACAGAGGCCCUUAAAGCCACCUUUGCAGCAGCAGCCGAAGGCUCUGGCCAGCCCACAGCUGUCGUUGACAAAAAAGCUGCCAGUCAAACAGAAGCCGCAAGCGGCACAGCGUUUGCCCACACUGCAAAAGAUGCCGCUGACCAAGACGCUGACUUCGCCCGCGCUGCUGCAGCCGAAGGCCGGGCAAUUGGCAUCGCCGGCACAGAAGCUGCCACCGCCGGCGCACAGUGGCAGCAGCAGCGUGAUGGUGCACAAACAGAAGCAGCAACAGCAGCAGUCGUCGACGUCGACGUCAACGCUUGCACCGCCACCGCCGGCGCAUCAUUCAACAGCAGGCACGACGCCGCAGCUGGCGAAGCUGUCGCCAAUGCCUAUGCUGAGCAGGCAGAAUGUGGCGCUGUCCAACCCCGCUUACAACAACAGUGCGGCGCGCACGUUGCCCUACAAAAUGAAAACAACAACAACAACGGCAACAACAACAGGAUUGCGCAGCGUGCAGCCCAGCAGCAGCAGCAGUAGCAGCAUAACAUCGGCCACGCCCAUGACGGCUGGCGCCACGCCGCCCCUGCGUUUGCUAGCCACGCCUCCGCACUGUGCUGCGGCGCUGAAUGAGCCGCUGUUGCUCAAUCUGCCGCCCACCACGAGCAUAACGCCACAGCUGACGCCAACGACGACCCCGCCGCCGGCAGCAGCGCCAGCUGCCGCAGCAGCAGCAGCUACAGCAAAAAUAUCUUUUCCCGGUGCCAGCAUAUCGCCUGUGCAGAAGCCCGCGGCCAAGCGCGUGCAGCCUAUAACGGUGCUCAAGAAGUCGGAUGACGAGUGGCGCAGGCAUCUUGCCCAGCAGCAGCUGCAGGAGCUGAAGCAAAAAGAUAGGCAGACCGCCACGCCCACCAUAGUGUUGGUGGAAUCGCCGCCAACAACGCCGCCCACAGAAAAAGUGGAAAACGAGCAGACCAAGCGUAAGACACCGCCAGCUGCAGUUGUUCCACCAGCUGUGUCCACGGCAAAAGUCUCGCCAGCAGCUGCAACGGCGACACGUGCGCCCCUCGUGCCGGAGUAUACAGCCCUGCUGCAGCUGUGCCGCGAGCUGGACAAGUCGGAGGACAUGGAGCGUCUGAUUGAGAUUAAAUUGCUGAAAUAUUAUUACAGUGUGCAUGAGAAUUUUGUGCGUUCGCGCGGAUUUCGCAAGCAAUUGGAGCAGGCCAUGGACCGUAUGCGCAAUGAGCCGGACAUGAUUUAUGUGCAUCUCAAGUGUGUCGUCGAUGAGCUGAAGGUGCGACGCAAGGCCAAGGUUGUGGAGCUGCCGAUGGACGAGGCGCCGCCGCCGACUGAAGAAAAGGCAGCGGCGGCGCGACUUCCAGCGACAGCGCCAGCUGGAGCUACAACUGCAGCUGAGAUUAAGACAGCGGAGCCAGCUGCGGCAGCGACAACAAGCACGCCCAGCACGGGCAAUAAGCGCAGCGAUGAGCGCAUCCGGAAACUGAAUCGAACAUUGUACACUAUAACGAAACGUAUUAGCGCCUUGGAGGAGGCGGAUGUCGAUUGGAAUGACGAUGAUGAUUCCAGUUAUCUGCAGGUGGAGCGCUACAAGAAGCGCGCCUGUCAGAUCUAUGAGAAAAUCUGUGAUCUAACCGGUGAAAGUAAAAGCGCCCAUCGCCAGAUGAAGCAGCCCAUAUUAUUUAAGGAUACGCCAUAUCCGCAAUUUAAUCGCACACUCUCCGCGUUUGUCAAUCGCAUGCAUGAAUUUCCCGAUUACCAUGAUGUGCUCCAGCUGCUCGAGCACUGCAAUAAGGAGAAGAAUCUGGGCCUAGCUACAUUCGAAAUGAAGCGCAUAGCUCAUGAUGCCUUCGUCAAGGUAGGUCGCCUGCUGCAAGCGAGGCGCAAGACUGAUCUUUACGAGACCGUCACACAUUUUACGGCCAAUGCCAAGGAUCCGGCGGCCUCGGAUGCAGCUCUGCUGGCCAAGCUGAACGAGAACAACAAGAAGCAAACUAAAAUAAGUGAUAUACUGGAAAAAUUUGCGCGCGAGCAGGAUCUCACCACGGAGGAGCAGCGCGAGGCGCGACUCAAGGAGAAACAGCUACAGGCAACAGCCGCAGCAGCAACAGAAGCAGCAGCGGCAACGGCGACGGCCAAUGAUACGGCCAUAGCUGCCGGCGAUGAUGAUGACAAGCCCUGCACCAGCGCGCAGGCGGCACAAGCAGCCCAGGCGCAGGCUCGAACAGCGCAAAUCGUUUUGACCAAUGGCCUACAAAAGCAUCGGGACAGCGAGCACGAGCACGAGCAUGAGAGCGACAGCGAUGAGGAGGAUGAGGAUGAUGAAACGGAUGAGGAUGUCGAUGCCUUUGUGGACAACUUCAAAGCAAAUGGCGAAAUAAGCGAUGCAGAGUCCGAAACGGAAGCGAAUGCAGCACCAAAGACAUCUGCCGCGGCGGCUGCUCAUGUGAUAGUUAAUAAUAUAACGAGAGUCAAGACUGCUGAGUCCAGCCCCAAGGUUGCAAAUAAUGAUAUUAAUGUUGAUCGUGUUAAUGACAAUGCGGCUGCCAAGACGCUGCCCAAUGGCAAGCUAAAGGAUCCGUCUGCUCCCCACACACUUAAGGUCAUGUCCGUUUCUAGUCUAAAUGCCACGCUAUACGCCAGCAACAACAACAACAACAACACCAACAAGAGCAACAUUAGCAGCCGAGAGCAGCCGCAGCAGCAGCAGCAGCAGCAAAAGAAACAACAAAUCUUAAUAGACACAGAAAUUAUCAUUUCGGAUGAGGAAUCAUAGAUGCUUUUUCUACCGUCACCAUUUUCCAUCACAUCAGCAAAAUGUUAGUUUAUGUUUUUAGUUAGAAUUUAUUUAUUUAUCUCAUAUUGCGCACAGUUUGUUAUACUUCCAUUUACUUUAUACGUUGUUUUGCAUUCAGUGAAUUGAAUAACAUCUGUAUUUCAUGUAUCAUAUACUUAUUAUGUACCAUUUAUUUUCCAUAUGAUGCAGCACUUUGUGGAUGCUGUGCUAUAUCCUAAGCUAUUUUUAUGCGCAAAAGAAGCUUGGAUAGUGUAAAUAUGAAAUGCAACUACUAUUAAUU
Messenger RNA from Drosophila novamexicana, 3216 nucleotides. RefSeq names its product daxx-like protein. Gene Ontology annotation, molecular function: histone binding. The record is from RefSeq and is a predicted model, not a curated record. The transcript is spliced from 3 exons. NCBI's taxonomy places the organism in Eukaryota, Metazoa, Arthropoda, Insecta, Diptera, Drosophilidae. The coding region runs from base 39 to 2915 and encodes 958 amino acids.